GAAUUUUGAGGCUCAAUGUUGGAUUUGAAGACUAUGAGAAAGCAUCAACAUCAGAAUGAAUUAGAGAUCUUAACUACACGUACUAUGAUUUUCCACUAUAAAUAUGAGCACUCCUUGUUAGCUUUCCAAAGUACAAGUAAGCAAGCAUAUAUUCCUACCUUAUUUUUUCUUUAAUCAGUGUCAUAAGAUGGCAAAGUUAAAUAAACUAGUUGGAAUAGUUUGUGUGAUGUUAAUGUUGGUGAUAGGAAUAUCAGAGUGUCGCAAAGUCAAAGAAGAAGAGUCCCUAGAAAGCAUUGGUGGUGGUUUUGGUGGUGGACAAGGGUUUGGAAAAGGAGGUGGACAUGGAGGUGGUAUAGGAGGAGGUGAAAGUGGUGGAUUUGGAGGUAAUGGUGGUGCAGGAGGCGGUGGUGAGAAAGGUGGCGAAUUUGGAGGUGGUGCGGGUAGUGGUAAUGGUGGAGGAAUUGGAGGUGGUGCUGGUGGAGGGCAUGGAGGAGGUGGAGAUGUAGGAGGUGGUAGCGAACCAGGUGGAGGCUUUGGAGGCGGAAAAGGUGGUGGUAUUGGAGGAGGAGUUGGAGGUGGUGCCGGUGGAGGGCAUGGAGGAGGCGGAGGUGGUAGCGGAUCAGUUGGAGGCUUUGGAGGCGACAAAGGUGAUGGUAUUGAAGGAGGAGUUGGAGGUAGUGCUGGUGGAGGGCAUGGAGGAAGCGGAGGUGUAGGAGGUGGUAGAGGAUCAGGUGGAGGCUUUGGAGGCGGCAAAGGUGGUGGUAUUGGAGGAGGAGUUGGAGGUGGUGCUGGUGGUGGAGCUGGAGGUGGCUUUGGUGGAGGGCAUGGAGGUGACAUUGGAGGAGGAGCCAAUGGUGGUGUAGGAGAAGGAGUCAGGGGUGGUGCUGGUGGUGGCCAUGGAGGAGGUGUUGGUGGCGGAAAUGGUGGUGGUGUUAGAGGUGGUGCUGGUGGUGGAUUUGGUGGAGGCCAUGAAGGUGGCAUUAGAGGAGGAGCUGGUAAUGAUGGUGGUAACAAUGGAGGAAUAAGAGGUGGAUUUGGAAGUGGUGCUGGUGGAGGUCAUGGAGGUGGCAUUGGAGGAGGAGCUAGUGGUAGUGGCGGAAAUAGUAGAGGUAUAGGAGGAGGAGUUGGUGGAGGCCAUGAAGGUGGCAUUGGAGGAGGAUCUAGUAGUGGUGGUGUAGGAGGAGGAGUUGGGGGUGGUGCUGGUGCUGGUGCCGGAGGUGGAGUUGGUGGAGGCCAUGGAGGAGGUGUUGGUGGUGGUAGUGGAAACGGUGGAGGUGUAGGAAUUGGAGGUGGUGUUGGUGGUGGAGUCGGAGGUGGAUUUGGUGGAGGCCAUAAUGGAGGAGUCGGUGGUAGUGGCGGGAACAAUGGAGGUGUAGGAGUUGAAGGUGGUGCUGGUGGUGGAGUCGGAGGUGGCUUCGGUGGAGGCCAAGGAAGUGGCAUUGGAGAAGGAUCUGGCAGUGGAAGAGAUGUAGGAGGAGGAGUUGGUGGUGGAGUCGGAAGUGGAUUUGGUGGAGGCCAUAAUGGAGGAGUCGGUGGUAGUGGCGAGAACAGUGAAGGUGUAGGAGUUGGAGGUGGUGCUGGUGGUGGAGUCGGAGGUGGCUUCGGUGGAGGCCAAGGAAGUGACAUUGGAGAAGGAUAUGGGAGUGGAAGAGGUGCAGGAGGAGGAGUUGGUGGUGGAGUCGGAAAUGGAUUUGAUGGAGGCCAUAAAAGUGGGGCUGAUGGUGGUAUAGGUGUGGGAGUCGGUGUUGGUGGAGAUCUUGGAAGAGGCAAUGGCGAAGGUGGUAUAUUCUAAUUUAAAAGUAAAAGUUAUAUGUUUCCUGUAUAACAUCCAAAUAUGGACUUAAAAUAGUUCUAUAAUACUAAAUAAAAUUUUAAAUUUUAUGAUGCU
This is a messenger RNA of Lathyrus oleraceus (garden pea), 1888 nucleotides long. RefSeq names its product glycine-rich cell wall structural protein. The transcript has a single exon. Lineage: Eukaryota; Viridiplantae; Streptophyta; Magnoliopsida; Fabales; Fabaceae. The coding region runs from base 188 to 1792 and encodes 534 amino acids. The record is from RefSeq and is a predicted model, not a curated record.